AUGUCCAGCACUUUAGAUGAAGAUCUCACCAAUAGCAGAUUGGUCAAGUACAACGAUAUCCAACCUGAUGUCAUGAAAUAUUUGUACAACGUGAUAUCGCCACACUAUCCCAACUUGUUUGCCAAGUACUCAACAAAGACUCAAUCUUUUGAAUCUUUGAAUAUCAUAGACCUACUACAUGAUGGAGAAGUAUUGUGUCGCUUGGGCCAAAUGGUAAAAUUGCCAUCCGAUACCAAGAACCCCACCACCAAGUUCAAGUCAUCACAGAUGGCAUUUAUUCAAAUGGAAAAUAUAUCGUGGUUUCUACAAUUGUGCGAGUUACUCAAGUUGCCCCACGAUGAGAUAUUUCAAACGGUGGACUUGUACGAAGGGAAAGAUCCGUAUCAAGUUUGUAUUACGUUGAUGUCGUUUUCGCGUAUUGUCAAUACAUUGGACCCUGAGGUUUUCGGCGAGGUUAUUGGGCCAAAGAAGGUUAAGGUCAAACCGACCGUACCCAACAAGCCAAGAAGUUUGAGAAAAUAG
This is a messenger RNA of Lodderomyces theae, 522 nucleotides long. It is a transcript of the gene SCP1, whose product is annotated as Scp1p. Gene Ontology annotation, molecular function: protein binding. NCBI's taxonomy places the organism in Eukaryota, Fungi, Ascomycota, Pichiomycetes, Serinales, Debaryomycetaceae. The record is from RefSeq and is a predicted model, not a curated record. The transcript has a single exon. Bases 1 to 522 code for a protein of 173 amino acids.